GAAUGUCACUGGUAGGCGGGGAAUUCCAGGUUAACACAACUUCAAGUAGGAAUGAACGCAUAAAGAAAGAGAAGCAGGAAACUCCCUAUUCUCUACUCCCAACAUGGACGUCCAGGUAGUGGUAGUAGGCGCAGGUAUAAGCGGUCUGAGUGCUGCUAAAGGGUUGAAAGAAUCCGGAAUUAGUGUCGUUGUUCUAGAAGCCCGGGACCGUGUUGGUGGACGCACGCACACUAAAAAGGAUCCCAAAGUCAAUUAUGUGGACAUCGGAGGUUCUUAUGUUGGACCAACACAAAAUCGUCUUCUUCGCAUGGCCAAAGAACUUGGAAUAGAAAAUUAUAAAGUAAACGAAGUCGAAGAUAUUUUGCAUUACAAAAAUGGAAGACGAACGCGCUUUAGAACUGGGACAUUACCUGGAAGAAGAAAUCCUUUCGUCGCCAUGGAUAUUAACAACAUUAUGUGGCUUAUGGAUAAAAUGGGCAAAGAGAUACCUGCCAAUGCUCCUUGGGCUGCUCCUCAUGCCGAAGAAUGGGACACGAUUACUUACAAGACAUUUUUGGAAAAAAACUGUUGGACAAAAGGAGCUGUUGAUUUUUUCAACCAAUUCAUGGGCAUCAUAAUAACGUCCGAAUCUUAUGAAGCUUCUCUGCUCAGUUUCCUUUGGUACGUAAAACAGUGCGGUGGAACUAUGAGAAUAUUGUCGACUACCAAUGGCGGGCAGGAACGAAAAUUCAAAGGAGGAAGUCAACAAAUUAGCGAAAAAAUCGCUGAAAAGUUAGGAGAUGGAGUUGUAGUUAUAAACAGUCCAGUGGUUGAAAUUGAUCAAGAAGCCAAGGAUAUAGUUUUAGUAAAAACAUUAAGCGGUAAAGAAUAUAAGGCUCAUUACGUUAUUCUGGCAUGUCCCCCAAUGCUGCAAAUGAAGAUUCACUUCAAGCCUUCACUUCCUCCUCUCCGUAAUCAAUUGAUGCAAAGGACGCCGAUGGGCUCUCUAAUGAAAGUCAUUCUGUAUUACAAGACAACAUUCUGGAGAGAAAAUGGGCUUUGCGGCUCACUGUUGAUUGAAGGAGGAGAUGAGCAUCCUGUGUCCUUGACUUUAGAUGACACGAAACCAGAUGGUAGCUAUCCUGCCAUUGUAGGGUUGAUACAAGCUGAUAAAUGUCGCCGUAUGGGAAGUUUGAGCCCUGAAGAACGGAAAAAAGUUGCAAGGAGUUUAGCAGAGGCCACUGGAUGUCAAGAAUUUCUGAAGCCUAUUCACUAUGAAGAAAAGAACUGGAUGGAGGAACAAUACUCCGGUGGUUGCUACACUGCUAUGUACCCUCCCGGCUUCUUUACCAGAUAUGGAAGAGUCUUGAGGACACCUAUAGGUCGACUGCAUUUUGCAGGCACUGAGACUGCUAUAACAUGGUCUGGUUACAUGGAAGGAGCCAUUGAAGCUGGAGAAAGAGCUGCCCGAGAAAUCCUUCAUAAAAUGGGGAGAAUUACUCGUGACCAAAUUUGGCAACGCCUGAGGAUGUCGUGGCGAAGCCGUUUGCUUGUUCCUUCAAGGAAAAGUAUACUCCUUCCGUUCCAGGCUUCAUAAAGAUCGUUCUUGUGUCAACUGCAAUCGGAGCUGCAGCCUGCGCUUUUUUGGCUUGUUCAAAAUUUGCUAUUAGAAGAAAAUGUUUGUAAAAUUAUGUUAAUUUUAUAUAAAUCUUAUUUUACUGUUUUUGUAAAAAUUAUUUUAAUAU
This is a messenger RNA of Stegodyphus dumicola, 1724 nucleotides long. RefSeq names its product amine oxidase [flavin-containing]-like. Gene Ontology annotation, molecular function: primary methylamine oxidase activity; flavin adenine dinucleotide binding. Gene Ontology annotation, cellular component: mitochondrion. The record is from RefSeq and is a predicted model, not a curated record. NCBI's taxonomy places the organism in Eukaryota, Metazoa, Arthropoda, Arachnida, Araneae, Eresidae.